Molecule: messenger RNA, 1557 nt
Organism: Penicillium salamii
Lineage: Eukaryota; Fungi; Ascomycota; Eurotiomycetes; Eurotiales; Aspergillaceae
Source: the annotation of a GenBank genome assembly
AUGUCAUACUAUCAGACCGAGUACCAACGGUUCCUGGCUAACCCCAAGACCGCCAAAUUGGCUGGCGAUGUCUCUCUGAUCUACGUGCCCACCACCACCAAGUUCGAACAGCCAGACAAUGUGAUCACCCAUGUCGUGAAGCAGUCCCAGAUCGUCAAGACCAGAUCUCACACUCUCAUUAAUGCCAUUGAAGGCUCCAAUGCGCUAUGUCUGGACAUGGAGACCACGCUGGAGUUCAGAGAGGGAGGCGGGGCCUAUCUCCCCUCCCUGGACGAUAAUUUCCUGGCCGACCGCGUCGUCACUUUCCCCACGAUUCACAUCGUCCACUUCGACUCCGAACAGCAAAUCAAACAAAUCCGCAUUCACUGGGACCAGGCUUCCCUGCUGAGACAAGUCGAGGUGAUUGGCGCACGGGGUCGCGCCUGGCCUAUUCGCGAUGCAAAGGACCAGAUUCGUCUUCUCAAGACGUCCGUCGCGGCGUGCUCGACUGCCGCUGUCGCUGCCCCAACCCAGGAGACCAAACCCCGCACGCGAUCCUCAUCCCCGCAAAAGCGCUAUACCAAGGAUCCCUACAGCGCCGAGUCCUUGACUGAGCUUCUGUCGCCCAGCAAGGAAAUUGCGGAACUCGAGGCUCGUGCGGAGCCCCCCAAGCCUAAAUCCUCUGCUAAGAAAUACCACCAAGAUCCGUACGGAGCGGGAUCCUUGAAUGAGAUCCUGUCACCGAGUAAGAAGGCCCCGGCAGCGAUCGCGCCGUUUGCCCCUAGCUCUAGCCGCCCAGCCACGCGCAACUUCAGCGAUAUCUUCGUCAAGGAUGAUGAUGUCCCCGACUCGCCCUCCAGAUCGCAGCGCCGCGCACCCGGAAAGUCCGAGGAAGAGAAGUCUCGUCUGGGCCCUGUUGACGAAGACCGCCAUUUCUACAAGUCCAUCCCGGGCAAGUACGACCAUUUCGAGAUUGGCGGGGACAACACAGAACGUCAGGUGAAGGACGAAGCCAAGCACGCCAACACGUACCACCGCUCCAACUGGGGGUUCGAUGAUUUCACCACCCCUACCAAGGCCACCCGUGCGCCCCGCGGCGAGCAAAUCCGUCACUUCGACGUCAGCGAAGACGAAGGCGCCGAUGAGAUCAAAGUAGCCAAGCCCCGCCGCGAUGCAGAGCGCCACUUUGAAUUGACCGACGACGAAGAAGAGAACGAAGGACGCAUCAUCAGCUCAUUCGGUGGUCGUGGCCAACGUCUCUACGACAACCGUCUUUUCGACGACGAAGAAGGCCCCGAGUUGAGCGAGCGCGAGAAGAAGAACGAGCACCUAGCCGUCACUGGGAACACCAAGAACCGCAACAAGAACUUCGUGUCACAGUUCGAUAUUGUGGAUGAUUCGCCUGUGUCGAAGGAGAAUGCCGACCCUGUCGCCAAGCACGAGAAGGCUAAUAAGAUGAUGGAGUCUCAAUGGGAUAACUAUGAUGAAACUCCCCAGCCAAGACGCCAUGCUACUGCUACUGCCAUGCGUAACCCGCUUACGCACAACCAGCCCACCUGGCAGCUUGGUGAUGAGUAG